Molecule: messenger RNA, 7036 nt
Organism: Aricia agestis (brown argus)
Lineage: Eukaryota; Metazoa; Arthropoda; Insecta; Lepidoptera; Lycaenidae
Gene: kmr
Exons: 11
Coding region: 213-6869 (2218 amino acids)
Source: RefSeq, a predicted model, not a curated record
GCGGCCGCGCGCCGCACAAUCAAUAUCUUUGCCAUCAGGGAUUUAAAAAAUUAAAAUUUUCGAAUUUUGAACGCGGAAACGUCAGAAACAUGGCCUUUGUCGUACUCUUUUGUAAAUAAACAGUGAUUUUGCGCGCGUAUUUCGUGUUAAUAGAGCGUAAUAUCAUAAAUAAGUGCGACGCAAAAUCGUCAAGGAUAUAUAUGUUAUGAGUGAUGGAACUGCUGUACGGGUCUGACAAGGACCGGCUUACGAUGGCUCCACCGGCGGCAGCGUCCUGCAUGAACGAGCAUGGCUGCGUCAUGUUCGAUUGUCUGGUGCAUCUGUGGGAAUGGAUUGAUCCCCCGCCCGCACAAGCACAAUACCAAAUGGAGGACAAAAAAAUAGUACCUGCGACCCAGCAGCCCUCGACGCAACAGCACAUAAUGGCGCACCACGUCCACCCAGACCAAAUAUACGCUCAACAGAACACACAAAUAGCCGCACACAUCACAAACCAGCCGGGCCAGUUGCAAAUGAAUGGAGGCAUGCACCAACUCAUGCAGAACCAGUAUCAUUCGAACAUGAAUGCGCGAUCACCGCUACUCGAAAACAGGCAUGACUUGUAUGGAACGGGCCACAAUCCGGACUACAAUAGACACUACGGAGCUAACGAUAACCACAACUAUCCCCAGUCUCCACCCAGAUUCGAACGGCAGGAGUUCCAACCGGACCAAAAUGUUAACCAUGAGCUCCUCCACAACAUCCCGAAGGGAUACAACGCCGAAGUUUAUCAAGAUUAUUUAAAACGUAACCCACCGAAAGAUAGUAACCAAAUAUACCAAAAUCAUCAACUUAUUUAUAGGCCUAAUGUUAAUCAGUAUGGCUCGAAGCCGUACCUCCCGUACUCGAAUAGAAUAGGACCGCAGAGUAAUACGGAGCUACUGAGAAGACAGUAUAAUGAAAUCCAGCAAAUGAAAAUGCAGCAGCAGAUGCACUACCAGAAUCAGGCACAAAUGCAUCAGCAACAAAAAUUCGCAGAGAGACAGCUCCUUCUCCAACAGAUUCAUGGAGUACAACCACCACCGAAUUUGCAGAAUAGUAUAUACUCCGACAGCUCUUAUAGAGACCUAGAUAGGUAUAGUAGUAAAAAUGACUUCAAGGAGUACAGUAGUUCUGAUAUAAACAAGGAACUCGAGAGAUAUGCAAGAGAUAAUGAGUUUAUAGAGAUGGAAAAACAACAAAGACAGUAUCAGGAGGCCCAGUGGCAGGCGAACCAAAUACAGAAAGAAGAACUGAGUCAGAUGCAAGAAGAGAGGCGACAGCGAAUGCAGCAGGAGGAAAUAUCAAAAAGUCAAUCACCGCCGUCAGAUUACAAUAGUCAAAUGAAGAAGAGUAAUAAUGAACCAACGUCUCCAAUGAAAUCUAGCGAAUCGAGUACCCCAAGUAUAAAGUCACCAUCAUCUGAAAGUAGACGAAGUAGUAGCGGGAACCAAGCCUUACGGUCACCAAUCGCACAAAGAAUACCCUCAGCGCCUGUUACUAUGGCGGGGAUUUUGUACAAACAGGGAUCUGAUGGUUUAAAAGUAUGGCGAAAAAGAUGGUUCGUCCUGUCAGAAUACUGUUUAUUCUAUUACAAAAGUCAAGAGGAAGAAAAACUUCUGGGGUCUGUACUACUGCCGUCCUACAGGGUCUCAGCUUGCACGCCCGAGGAUAAAGUUAUGCGGAAAUUUUCUUUCAAACUGGAACACGCUAAUAUGCGGACUUAUGUGUUGGCUGCCUUAGAUCAAGAGUCCAUGCUAAAGUGGGUUAAAAUGCUUACAAUGGCCGCUCUUAUGCAGAACCCCAAUGACCAACGGCAAAACCAAAGUGAUCGAGCAGCUGCCAAGCCCGAGGAGGAAGAAACUCCAGGGCCGACUUAUGCGAAUGCUCCGCCAAAGCCGCGGCGGUCAAAUGACGGUUACAGUUCACCCAGCCCAGAAAUGUAUGAUCCGAACUAUGAUUUACUCAAACAACCAGCAUCACACUACAGUCAAGGUCAACCCAGCCACACUCGUUACCAAGAUACGCAACAACUCCAACAGGAGAGCACGUACAUUCGCAGCCCGCAGACCACCCAACCCCAGCAACACAUGAAACGACCAUACGACAUGAAUCUACCUCUCACAAAUGUAGCCAAGGAAAAACUGGAAAACAAUCAAACUCAAUAUAAGUCUAAUACUCAUUCACCUUAUAUUGAUGAUAGGUCGAAAGCCACGGAACAGCUACAACAGGAAAGAAAUGAAGCUAUGUACGAAAAGCAGAAACAAUACAAUCCGUUCCUACAAGACUAUCCACAGACGCCGGUUUUGACGCACCAACAGCGGCAUAUGCGAGACAAUGUUUCCCAGGGAAAAAAUAGUGCACCUGAUGUUGAAAAAUCCCAAGUACCAUAUAAUGAAAAUUAUAAUGCUAAACCUUAUACCGAUCCAAAUACUUACGCAAGGGAAGUUUAUGGUGAAUUGAAUAGAGCAAACAAACAAGGUACAAGUCAACCCACUCAAGAUGCUUAUGGUCGAACUGUUCCUGUUCAACCUUAUACGACAAAGCUUGGAGACUAUGAAGACAUUUACGCUGAAUAUGGUGGUGAUAAUCAAUAUGGGAAGACCUACGUGAAAUCACCAAUGACUCCACAAACCAGAGACAACAUAAGCGUCUCCAGUCACAAGUCACCACAGGAACAACAAACCAAUUAUCCUCAAGAGAAAGUAUUUAGCGGACCUUCAGUAUUGCGUAGAAAGAAGAUGCAAGCAAGUGGCAUUCAACCUCCUAUGCCAAGGCCGCAUAGCGCUGAUUUUCUAGAAUAUGAAAUGAAAAAUGAAAAUGUGAAACAGGCAACCACAACAAAAAUAGUAUCUGAUUAUCCCAAGCAGCCUCAGCGGCCGAAAUCCAGUCUUGAUAUUAAUUCGUUUUAUGAUCCUAGUUCUGAUAGAUAUUAUUCUGAGGAAAGCUAUGCGGAGAAAAUGCGUAAAACAGCUCAAUUAUUACAGCAGCAAGGCUUACCUACUGGGAAUAUACAAAUACCCUUAGCAAAGUACGCAAGCGGGCUUGUGGAAAAACAACUACAUUCUCCAUAUUCGCAAGGAAUCAAUAAUAAUUAUGAAACAGGAUUUGGCACAAGCAGAAGUAAUAAAGAUAAUGUCAGCUACACCUCAAAAUACAGCGAUUUGGAAGGCAUACAUUCUAAUUGGACGUUGAAAGAAAAAGAUCUUGAAAAUCAAAAAAUGAGAAGUGGCAGUGUUAUAAGUGAUCAUUCGAACAUGAGUGGUGCAAGGGAUGCUAACAGAUUUGACCAAAAUCCUGAAGGUUUUAUAAGAUCAGCUAGCGCUAGGGUACCUUCCUCUAAUGAAAGAGAAGGUGACAAGAAAAUACACCAGAAAGAGGAAUCGAUGAAGCGAUUAUUAGAAUGGAAGCAAAGAAUGUUGCAGUCGCCUCUUACUAGGAAAAGCACACCAGCAACUAUUUCUUUGGCAAGAUCAUUGAAUCAAAGCCGACAGUCGGUACGAUCUGAUCAAUACAAACCAAAGGCCUAUGGGAAUGCAUCUUACAACAGUUACUCUUCAGAUGACGAAGAGGAAACAUCGGACACUGGUCUGCAAAUACCAAAGGAAAUGCAGGCAGGAAGGUCCCACUUAGUAAACGUUACGGUUCCAAUCAUUUCGCGGCCGAUAACUUCGCACGUGCUUUCCUCCACCUCUGUUAAUAAUAGCACUAUUAACGAUUGUCCCAGUAUAGAUCCUACUGAAACAUUUUAUGAAAAUAUUUCUUGCACUACUCCCAACUCCAUACCGAAUACAGAAGAUACAACCGCUUGUGAUAAAACAAACUCAGAUGAUCCCACAAAUUCUUUGACAGAAUUUAUAGACAGCAAUCAAUUAGAUGGCGAAGCAAAUGAAUGUGAUAAUGAUGGGUAUGAAACUCAAGAUAGUGAAGCAGAAUCAGAAACACAAAAUGAAUAUACAGACAAUGAUCUGGACGAAGUUCUUUUAGCAUCGGAUAUCGAGGCUGAACAAACUGACACUCAAGUACCAACGCCAAAUAUAGCUGAAGUAAUAAUCAAAGACAAAGUUGAAGACAAGUCUGAAACGCCUCCGAUAAAAACUUUAGGCGAAGAUCAUUACUUGCCUAUGAGUCCUCGUAAAAUAUCAACCAUUGAACCAGCUCACAAAACAAUAUUAGAUAAUAUAGCCGACUUACACAAUUACAUGCCACAUGCCUAUGAAGACAAUCCGUAUGUUGAAAUGAAUUUAGGAAAUGAGGAAGAUGACAUGCAAACAUACGAAUUGGUGUGUAUAAAUAAUAGUAAACCUGAACCGGUUUAUAUGGAAUUAAGUAAUGUGUUAUCAGAAAAGCAAGAAAUUACAAAUGCGCUAAAAGCUUCAAGUGAGGCUUCUGAUACGGCUUCAAACUUUGCUGAUACAAAAGAACACACCUUAAAAAGACUAAAAGAGAAAAAUAUUAAGGAAAAGACCGAGUCUUCAGAUGCGGACGAUGAAGUAUUUAGAGAUGUUACAAUAGAUGAACCUUUCAGUAGAUUCAGUAUUUCUGACACAUUCAGACCUGCGUCAUAUUAUUUAAGUGGAAGCAGAAAUACUUUAAAUACCAAUCGCAGCUCCGACAGUGAGAGUACACCUUUGAGGCCCUUGCCGAAUUCGCCAGCCCCUGGUGACGGUUUAAUGGAUGAAGAACUUUCCAAAUAUAUUUUAGAUAAACUUGAUAAAUCAGAUAUAUCACAAGAUAGUUCUAUUCUAAAAAUGUUAACUUGUGAAAAUCAAAAAAUGCACAAAAUUAAAAAGAAAACAACGUCGUUAAUGAUUUAUGGAAGUCACACCUCGAUACAUGAUACAUUGACCCGAGGCGAAAAAAUCCGACAUAGUCGGGCCAGUCUUACUAAUGUUAAGAGAUUAUCAGAUGCCGCUACCAAUGAGUUUAUUAAUACCUCGAUUCCCGAAAUUCAUAACUCUAGUAGUGGCGAGGGAGAAUCUCUUCACAGCUAUAACGCAGAUAGAGGUUCGUCCAGACUUUCCUUGGAGUCAGAUAUCAGUAGCAGGUUUGAAAAUGUAUCAUCACAUUACUCACCAGAUGUUCGAAGUUUAACCGAUGACUCUGUUGAUUUAAGGCGUUCUAUCGGUAGUCUCGAUUUUGAUGAUAGUGUUAAUAAACGUCGACCACUUUCUGAUGAUUCUUUGUUUAGUUUAUUGAUACCUGAGCGUAAAGUCGGAGAUCUUUCGGAAAUAAACUUGGAUAUGUAUUUGGAAAGUUUGCAGCCAGGCACUAGUCAACCUCACUACUCAAAACAAACAAUAAGAACAUCAAAUAAUUAUGCGAAUAACCCUGAAACUUCAGAAAACCCGGCUUAUGGAAGAAUACGAAGUCUUCAGUCAUUAGGUGUACCAAUAACUGGGCCGGAAAACAAAGUCAGUUCUUCGUCUUCGAGUGAUCUUAGGUGCCAGAGUCUCAACACUCAAAGAUUUGAAAACAUUCAGGGUUUGUCACAUAAUAAUAGUUUGAGUGCAGACCAACCGAAAGCGCCAUUUGAUUUCUAUUGCAAAAGUUUUACUGAGGAUAGUAUGCAUCGUAAAAACUUGAAUCAAGAUAUCAUUGAUGAUAAAAUUAAAGAAUUUGAAAACGAGAAAAAUGUUUUAAAGAGCGGAUUGGACAUGAAUGACUCUUCUACUACAACAGGAUUUCAUAGUAGAGAAAGUUCAAGUCAAAGUGCGCCUUAUUAUUAUUCAGAUCUUUCAUCACAAGAACACAUAAACGCUCUCCAUACAACACAGUUUCUGAAGAAUACAAACUUACAUCGAAAAUUAAACAACCAGCGUCGGAGGGGCCCCUCUCAUAAAAAGAACGAUAUCUCGCAUAUUCAUAAUCCAAUUCAUAGUAAUCACUUUACGUCCUCAUCAUACGAUUUAGCGGCGUCAGCAAGAAGUGUAUCUGUAGAAUUUUUGAGUGCUGUUGAAAAAAAUCCAGAAUUUGAUUUAAGGAAUAUUUAUGAAUCUACUGGUACUAAAGUUUCUAAAAUACCUGAGUCUAUAAGACUCAUACCGAGUCUUAUUAGUAAACAGAAUGCAAGCUUCGUGAAUAAUGAGGAAAGCAGCUCCUCUGACUCGAAUGCAUUGCAUAGUAGUAGCGUUCAUAACAAUCCUGCCAUAAAAGUAUCAAGGAGCAGUAUGUCGUCACAUUGUAGUGAAAAUUCGUCAAACACUGUUUAUUAUGACGCAGAAGCAGAUGCGAGUGGAUAUGAAAACGUAAUGUUUACAGGCGAUCAUCAGUGGGAUGAAAAUACUUUAAGGCAAGAAAAUUUAAGGUGGGUAUCGCAUAGGCAUGCUCGAUCUAUGGAUGAUUUAGAUACCGUUGAAAAUAUAAGGGUAGACAGAUCUGGAACAUUAAAUAGUAUCAAACGUGUCAAAAAUAAUGCAAGCAAAAUCAGUCGCAAUGUUACAUACGUUAAUUGUGAUAUACAGGAGCAAGUGCAGCGACGCCUCGAAGCAAAUAGUAGUAAGCAAACAAACAUGCCGUUAGAAACUAAUGGUGAUAAUGAUGAGUAUGUGAGCUUAGCCAAUGCAUCUCAAGUUGUUAAUGAGCCAAUCGAUGAAGGAGUUUAUGAGCAGUUAGCCGUAGGAUCCUCAGAGUACAUGCAUACUUUGAAAAAUACGACAGGCAGCCGUCGUAAGGACCAAUCAAAUAAGAGGCGGUUUGAAAUCGACCGAGAAAAUCUUAGGCAGUGGGACUUAAUGUCGAGUGGGCUUAUGAAAGGGGGAAUAGAGCGCGUGCGGAGUAUUAUCGGUGGCAGUGAUUUGGAUGCAGGAGCCGUCAGUAGUACGAAUAAUGGAACUGCAAAUGAACAAUGAAGGUACCUUCUAGUAUUACGCGGUCCCGAUUUGUACAUGAUAACUUCUAUGACAAUGUCAGGCGCUAAUGUAGAACCAGGUCCAAAUAUAAUAAAUUCAAAUCAGCAACCACUAUCAAAGAAACCAUUUGUCGGUAGCAAUACGUCUAUCGGAAGAAGUAAUAGAGA